This is a messenger RNA of Oryzias latipes (Japanese medaka), 1174 nucleotides long. It is a transcript of the gene rab38c, whose product is annotated as RAB38c, member of RAS oncogene family. Gene Ontology annotation, molecular function: GTP binding; GTPase activity. The record is from RefSeq and is a predicted model, not a curated record. NCBI's taxonomy places the organism in Eukaryota, Metazoa, Chordata, Actinopteri, Beloniformes, Adrianichthyidae. Gene Ontology annotation, cellular component: late endosome; Golgi apparatus; lysosome. Gene Ontology annotation, biological process: endosome to lysosome transport; phagosome-lysosome fusion.
AAACAAAUAAAUGAAUAAAAUAAUUUUUUGCAUUUUUAAAAUCCAGCAUUAAUAUUUAUUUAUAAAUACACAAUGGAAGCAUAUUACAGAGAUAAACUUUUUGACUUUUAAUUUAUUUUGUACUUUUGUGGUGACAUAAAUGCUGCCUGAAACAGGGUUGAACUGUUUCUUCCUUUUAUUUUCAGUCAGUUUAAGAAACUAAAAUAAAUGUACAUUUACGAGGAGUACUUGAACGCAUCUGCAUCUUUCAGAUUGCGACCAGGGCAGUUAAGAAGAAGCAGAUUACCUCUUCUCUUGACACAAGGCUAUAACUCUGACACAGCAAUUUACUAAGAAGGAAAAUGAUUUGUAAAACUUAAAGACUUCUUUUUUCUUUUUGCAAAGAUUUCUCUUGAAUUGUGUUUUUUUUUUUGAAGCUGUGGAGAUGCAGCAGCAGGAAUUUCUGUUCAAAGUUCUGGUCAUCGGGGACUUGGGCGUUGGAAAAACGUCCAUCAUCAAGCGGUAUGUCCAUCAGAUCUUCUCUCAGCACUACAGAGCCACCAUCGGGGUUGACUUCGUCCUUAAAGUGCUGCAGUGGGACAAUGACAGGGUGGUCCGCCUGCAGCUGUGGGACAUAGCAGGACAGGAGCGGUAUGGGAACAUGACUCGUGUGUACUACAGGGAGGCUGUAGGAGCCCUGGUGGUGUUCGAUGUGACCAGGGCCUCCACGUUUGAUGCCGUGCUGAAGUGGAAGGACGACCUGGAUUCUAAGGUGACUCUGAGCCACGGGAGACCAGUUCCAGCUGUACUCUUAGCCAACAAGUCGGACCAGAUGGCUUCCCAGGUGCCCAAACUGGACUCCUUCUGCAGAGAGAACGGCUUUGUGGGCUGGUUUGGGACCUCUGCAAAGGACAACACAAACAUCGAAGAAGCAGCACGCUGCUUGGUAGAGCACAUUUUGACCAAUGAGGAGAGCCCAGCUGCUGAGCGAGAAUCCGGCUCCCUCAUCCUCUCUGGACACACAAACACCACAAAAAAUCAUUUCAGAUGUUCCUCGUGUGUGAAAUGAUGACUCCAGUUCAUCACAAGGAGGGGAUCCAGAAAAAACACAGGAAAAUCUCAGCCUGAAGAAGACAACACAUUAAUGGGAUGUGCUCAAAAUCUGGUACAAAUAAAAUUUUAAAUUUAAAAUAAA